UAUGCUUCGUCGUGGCUUAGACAGCGGACAAAAUCGCAUUGGACAAAUAAUAUAUAUGUAAAAGCAUAUACUUAAUAGUAUAUACUCGUAUUUUGUUUCUGUUACAUUGCUGUAACACCCACAAUAGUGUGUGUUUGAAAUAUGUGGUUGGAUCAGUGCAUAUAACGAAGUGAAGUGAUAUGUAUAUUUCCAAAUGCAUUGAAUAUUAAUUAAAUUUUUUUCCCAACUUUAAGUCUGUGCACCUUUACAAACAUGUUAAUUUACUUGCUUAUGCUUUGUGCUUUAAAAAGCGCAUCUUGUGGUGAAAAUGAGUUGCUUACUCAAACUGUUUAUGGAUUUUUGGACUUUACCACUACCAUUGGGAACACCGUAAUGGUAUUUUCUCCCCAAAGCUCCCCCCACUUUGAACUAAAACCUAACAACACAAACAACAUUAUUAAUAUUAUUGAAACCAAGCCAAAAUUUUCGAAAAAAGAAAAGGAAAAGGAGGUAAUUAAACCUACGCCUCUAAUUUUGAGUCAGUCAAAUGUUCCUCCCGAAACAUUUACGUCCAAGAGCGAAUCCUACAAUACAAGUAUAUCGAAUUCCCCAAUCCAAACACUUCUGAGCACCCCCGAAUACGAUUUGCUUUCGCGACAGCCCGAGCAGUUUGCCGAGGAAUCGUAUCGCGUGGUUAACUUUAAGGGCAAAAACGAAGCUGAGAGGCAAAGAAAUUAUCUGUCCAAAAAGGAGAGUGUCCAUGGUUAUCAGACACGGGUAGCUGAUGGCAACGCUAGAAAUGGUGUAACUUCAACAAAGGAAUCUGGUCGUUUUACAAAAGUUCCUCAGUCCAUAUCUUCAUCGAAUGCCGAGAAAAAGAGCAAGCCUAGGCAGACCAGAAUUAAUAAGACAUCAACGAUUCAGCCCAGUAAGACUAUAAAAGAAUCAACAUCAUCUCAGACUCUGGUCUCAAAAAAUUCACGGAAAAAUCAACAAGGAAGUCGGGAUCACAGAGUAUCCAGCACCAGAAAAUCUUCUCGUCCAAAAGGAAAAAGGAGACAUAAAUCAACUCAAAACAGCAAGAUAAUAAUAACUCCAUCAACAACGGAAACUACCCGUCACUCAUAUCGUUCCAAAGUAACAAGUCUACAGGAAGAGUCCGUUACAGCUCCAAGUGCAGGCACGUUCAAACUAAAUAGGCGACCUGGUCGAUGGCAAUAUAAAACCUCCGCAAAGCCCAAAGUUAAUAUUAGGAAAAAUACAAGCUCGAACAGUCCGAUCGCCAUCCAAAAUAAUGAUACGGUCCACGUGGAUCAAAACAUAUCAGAGGUUCCCAUAAACGGCGAGGGUUCAGAGCAGAUUCUGAAGGCUUUAAACAGUGGAAGGGAUUUGGAAGCUUCUGGUUCCCAAAAUGGGCCUGUGGCCAAUAAUAACGAAAACGACGAUCAAAAAUCAAAGUACUUUGUGCAAACAUUAAAUGUAGAGAUAUCGACACCAAAGCCUUUUAUUGACACUUACUAUGAAAUUGCUACAAUUAAAAGCCCGUUUAUAUUCCAGGCGGGAGUGGUAAAAAAAACGAGAUUCUUGACCGUCACAUCAACUAUAGAGAAGGUAAUAAGGGAAGAGCACACAAAAGAAUACUCUGAAGAUGAUGGCCCUCUGACCGAGAAUAUUUUGGAGUCGACGGCUCAGACAGACGAGAAACCAUUAGAUGGAAGUAUAUCGACGCUGAAACCCAUUUAUAUUGAAGAUGGUUCAGAGACGCCUAGCUUGGAAACAAUAACCGAAUCGUUUUCCAUAACAAAAAUCAAACUUAAAACGCAGAUUCUUCCUAUAAUUAAUGAAAAAAGAAAUGAAACGAUUCAAGUAACAUUGGUGCAAACAUAUGAUUAUACCAGCCUUAUAACAGUUACUCAAACCAUAUCACCAUUGAGCGAAGAUUUUAGUCCUUCUAAGAACUUUAAGGACUUCGAAGGAAACUUAGACGAAGCUGGUUCCGAGCUGAACUUGGAUCUGGAGUUUGGCGAUGAGGAUAAUACCGGAAAGUUUGAUGCGAAAAUAAAACCGAAAAAUAAAGUAGACAUCAAGAGUGGAAGCAACCUAACCCUAACCAACCCAUUGAUUCCCGAAAAUCUACAUUUUACCGAAAGCCAACCAAUCCAAAACAAUUUUAUAACCUCAACGCGUCCAGUUAUAAAGCUUGAAACAAUUUGGGAGUCGCAUGUUGUACCUUUAGUGAGAGGGACUGAGACCAUUAUGAGAACCCUCUCCAAGUCUGUUGGAGUAGUUGAGAAAACAGAAUACGUUACCGACAUUACCCCACUUUCAGUGCCAACAUCACAAUUUCCAUUUUCAAUAAAUCCUUUCUACAACCCUUUGUUGCCCAUGCAGCCACAGCAGCUGAUAACGUCUACUGAAAUUCUGCAAACAAUGGCAACAGAGACUAGCUCGAAGGUUUUGAAAUUGACAUUUGGUGCGCGAACCGCAUAUACCACAAUAUUUUCAACUUCCGUUGUACCAACACAAGUUACUAAAUUAAUUACUGCAACUAUUCCUGUUCAGCACUCUGGAUCUUUUCCCAACUUCUAUCCACCCCCAUAUAAUCCAUUUGCAUAUGUUGGUUAAUAUUUAAAUAGAUGUAAGGACGAGCACCUAAACCAAUACUCUAUUGCACUAAUUAUAAAUUUUUGUUUUAACGAUUAAGUUUGUGUUCAAAUGUUGAAAGGCGGUGAUAAAAUGCAAUACAAUAGAUUUUAUUAGUUUUAAUAUGCUUCUCUUUGUCACAAGAAAGUUCAGAUGUAAUUGUAUAUAUUUAUUUUAAGAUUAUAGAUAAGCUGUAUUCAAACUAUUUACGUACGCGUAAAUAUGGUCGUAGUUUUGGUUCAACUUCUCGGAUAAUAAAUUUUUAUACUUUUC
This is a messenger RNA of Drosophila obscura, 2895 nucleotides long. RefSeq lists its product as uncharacterized. The transcript is spliced from 6 exons. Lineage: Eukaryota; Metazoa; Arthropoda; Insecta; Diptera; Drosophilidae. The coding region runs from base 253 to 2604 and encodes 783 amino acids. The record is from RefSeq and is a predicted model, not a curated record.